This is a messenger RNA of Protopolystoma xenopodis, 438 nucleotides long. The record is from the annotation of a GenBank genome assembly. Lineage: Eukaryota; Metazoa; Platyhelminthes; Monogenea; Polystomatidea; Polystomatidae.
AAAGUCCAUGUCGAUAGACAGUGUCAACUGAACCCCAUUCUGGCCGGUCACAGAAAACCGAGCGUCUGGUCCGAGUCCGGACAGAGUCGCGUCUGUAGCCCCUUCCAAGACUGGCUAUUCACUUCACCUUAUCCACACCUUUUUCUCUUCUUCUUUUCAGUGAUCCAUCGCUUCUGCUCCGGCUCCGAGGAACUCGGCAACAUGAUUCACUACGUCCUCAUGAUAGUCGGGUUGCUGCGCUCCAGACCUCGUCUUUCAGAAGAAUUCUUCUGCCAGAUUCUCCGAGUUACCAACACCCUCGGCGACAAUGUCCGAUACAGUCUUCUGCUUUUGUGCCAGUCAACCCCGUCAAUGAUGAAUGUCUUCCGUAAGGCCAAAUUGUACUUGUCAUUUGCCGAGACACUUCAGCUCCUACUGUUGGAGGCUUUGCUUUUAUGA